Molecule: messenger RNA, 837 nt
Organism: Ruditapes philippinarum (Manila clam)
Lineage: Eukaryota; Metazoa; Mollusca; Bivalvia; Venerida; Veneridae
Product: bile salt-activated lipase-like
Exons: 1
Coding region: 130-741 (203 amino acids)
Biological process (GO): chemical synaptic transmission; neuron cell-cell adhesion; modulation of chemical synaptic transmission
Cellular component (GO): synapse; postsynaptic specialization membrane; cell surface
Molecular function (GO): signaling receptor activity; neurexin family protein binding; sterol ester esterase activity
Source: RefSeq, a predicted model, not a curated record
AAUAUUGGACUAUAAAGGGAGAAGCAAGGACAAUUCGAGCCGUUUGGAGUUCCUAUUCGAGUACGGCAAUUUCUUGGAGUGCCUUAUGCCGAGCCACCUGUAGGUGCUCUCCGUUUUGAGAAGCCUAAAAUGAAACAGAGAAUGGAUGGCGUGUAUGAUGCUACAAGAUAUAGACCCUCUUGUUUGCAACUGCAUAUGGAUCUUUUAGGGAAGCGGAAACCAGCAGCUGAAACUGGUUUACCGGAGUUCUCAAAUGACUGCCUCGUGAUAAAUAUUUUCACUCCGGAUAAUCGAGAAGAUAAUGAUAAGUUACCUGUAAUGAUUCUCUUCCAUGGUGGAGGUUUUGUUAUAGGGACAUCAUCAAUAUACCCUGGACAUAUAACUAGUGGAUAUGGGAACGUUAUAUUGGUGAACGUUAACUAUAGGUUAGGGUUGUUUGGAUUUUUGAGUACUGGUGAUUCAAAUUUACCCGGGAAUUACGGUCUCUGGGACCAACAUAUGGCUAUUCGUUGGGUACACGAAAAUAUUGCAGCGUUCGGUGGAGACCCUGAUAAAAUGACAUUAUUUGGAGGUUCGGCAGGCGGGGCCAGUGUGAUAUUUCAAGCAAUGUACCCAGGAAAUAAAGGACUGAUUAAGAGAAUUAUCCCUCAGAGUGGCAGCAUAACGUGCCCAUGGGCUUAUCAGCGAGAUUCAUUACAGAAUGCUAAACGCAUUGCUAAUCUAGUCGGAUGUCCAAACUGAUGUAGAUACUUCACGACUUGCAACUUGUCUAAGAAAUAUCCCCGAUGAAAAGUUUAUGAAAGCGUACAAUAAUCCAUUGAAUGGAUUCAGAAAGUU